AUGAACGAUUCGCCCAUCCUCGUCAAGCCCAAGCGGCUUUCGACUCCCACACCCGGCCAGUUACUGGCCGCUCGACAGCGCCCUGCCGAUGAAUUUUUUACUCAUCUUGACCCGGCGAAACUUGUCGAAGCGCUAACACCGCCUGACGGUGUUUUAAGGGGAUGCCUCGCAGAAGCUUCCGCCGUCGACCGGGACUUCGCAAUGCGAACGGCCAUGGCAUCCCACGAAAUCUGGCAAUGGCUCGACGAGCUGGACCAUUGGAAUUGGCCAAAACACGGGGGUUCCGAGGGUUUCCUGGAGCCUAGCAAUACGCAAAGGAAGCUUUUCGCCCAGGCCCCGGCCCCUGGAGAGGAGGCUGAGAAGAAACAAUACAUGGGAAGCCUCCUCGCUGAAGAGGUGGAAAAAUACGAAUCAAGAAUCAACCAGAUCAAUCAAGCUAUGGAUAGACUGGAUCUGGAAGAGAUCAAAGGUCACGUCAUAAGCGACCACAUCCUGCCGCUGUCAAGGCCGGGUACCCCAAUGAACAUGGACCCCAGUCGAUCGAUGCUAUCGGCCUUAUCGAGCUAUCACAAAAUGGAGGACAUCUCUGUCCUCAUCACCGCCAUUGUUAUACGAACCCUGCCCAAUCUGGCAAAACUGUCUCGCCAGCUGCAGCUGUGGCACAUGCGCAUCAUCGUCCUCCGACAUGUCAACCCCUUUUUGCAAGCGAUCCAGGAAGUGGAAGCUCUCCUUGGCGAGAACUGGGAAGCUAUUUCCCAGUCCCACUGGGAGAUGGAGCAACCCAGUAGAAAGGCCAUUGUCCUGCCUGCCCGCACCUUGACUGACAAAGACUUUGAUGCCCGGAAACAGUCACUCGCACUCAAAGUUGCCGAGCCCGGCCGUACUUUGGAUUAUAUGCUAGACUGCUUGGAGAGCUCUCCAGACACGCUCCCAGAUGACUGGCUCAACCGCUUGGAAGAUGUUGAGCAGGGCUUCGGAGAGUGGGUUUCUGCCUGCGGGCGAAUGAUGGCCGAGGCCAAGCUGGCCAAGACCAAGGCUUCAACCAGAAAGGCCUCCUCACUAUCGCCGUCUCCAACGAGGGCCCGCCAAUCCACUUCCGAAAGAGAGGCGGGUUCGGGAAGCAACAAACUCUCACCGCCAUUGUUGCUAUUGCCCCCCAUGGGUGAUUCGGACCAUGGAGCAUAUCUCGACCCAAUUGCAGAAGAUGAAUUGUCCUCGUCCGAAGAUCAUCCCACCCCCGAGUCUGGAUCCUCUCCUGAAGAUCCCGUCAUGGUAGAUGAUCAUAUGUCAGCUAUCAGCGAGGAAGAUGAGCUGGAUCUACCACCUCUGCCUAACGGGCCCAGUAACUUUGGCUCCCCCACAUCCAGAUACGCCGACGAUGCUUCAAGCGAUAUGCCUGAAAUCUCUGCAUCUCCUGCCGUUCCUAGGAGUCGACUCCGCGAGGCUCUGUACGCGGAUGGCGAUAGCCCACCAAGCUCGCCUCCGGAAGUAGAGCGCCGUACUAGGGAAAACAUGGGUCUCCUCGACAGCCCCAUGGUUGCGCCAAUUGCCGAGGACGACGAGUCAUUUUUCAGAUCAGCGUAUGAUGAAGAUUCCUUCUUGGAUGAUUUUGAAGAUUCGUAUGCUCCCGAUCUGCCCGACGUGCCCGCCCCGCCCUCUCGCCGAGAAAGUGCGGGAGAGCAGCAACUGCGCCUGCAAAUCACCCAGAUUAUCGAAUCUAUACCAGCUAGAAUCAAGCUUACCAAUGGAACGUCGGGCAUCAAUCUUAACCCGCCAGACCUCCAGCUCCCUCGGCUGAGGAAGAAAGCCUCCAAGGAACCAGUCAAGCGGAGCACAUCGGGCAUGUCAACCCGAACUGCCACGCCUUCAUUUACCCUGUCUCCUGUCAAACAAAGGACGCGCUCCAAGGGCCACUAUCCGAUUAGAGUUUAUCAUCUCUCCAGAUCGGACAACGAGGCUCCCAUUAAGCUAUUCAUCCGUUGCGUUGGAGAGCAUGGAGAGCGAGUCAUGGUCCGCGUAGGUGGUGGAUGGGCCGACUUGUCCGAAUACUUGAAGGAGUACGCUAUGCACCAUGGUCGCCGUUCGACAGGCCAAGAUAGGACCAAGGUAGAGGUUCGCGAUAAUACUCGGACUCCUGGACCUACCCACUCCACCCACUCCAGCCCUCCUAGCCGCUCCCCUACCACUGCCGAUAACCGCUCUUCUACCAGUCCUAUGCCGACGACACGCAAGUCACGGAGGAGCAGCGUCAAUAGUUCCUUGCGGCCAAAGACCCCGGUAACCCCAGGCCAACCGGCGCAAGGUACACCCCCAUCUGAGGGCUCAGCAAUUUCGAGGCCUAGCUCUCGGCAAAGCUGGGUAGAGGAUGAAAGCUCCUUCUUGGGUCUAGCAGGACCAAGAGCUAAGAAGAUUGAAAUGAGUGAAGAGAGCAAGGCUUGGGUUGAAAGCAUUAAAGAGAAGGUACUCAUGGCCAGCAGCAGUGAUAAGAAGCCAAACGAGAAGAAGUUUGGCGAGAUUGGAAAGGCUGGAGGCACCAAGCGCGUGUUUAGGAAGGCCUAA
Molecule: messenger RNA, 2559 nt
Organism: Trichoderma asperellum CBS 433.97
Lineage: Eukaryota; Fungi; Ascomycota; Sordariomycetes; Hypocreales; Hypocreaceae
Molecular function (GO): microtubule binding
Source: RefSeq, a predicted model, not a curated record